AUGUCGUUUGACAGGCUCUCUUCGCUGGAGUCGCAAUCUACCACUACCCGCCGGCAAGAUGAUCCCCAGUACAGAGACGACCCCGAAUUCCAAAGAUUCACCGAGUCGCUUUCUGAGAAACUAUUUGAGCUAGUCUCAAACAUUUCCAAAAUUUCGAACGAGAUUGGUCGUCUCGGCACAAAGCGAGAUACCCAAAGAGGUAGAGAGCGGGUUCAUGAUCUGCUAGAAGAGACGAGAGAUGGGUUUAAACAAGUUGGCGAAGGGAUAAAGAGGGCUCAAACAUGGGAGAAUCUAAAUCCGUCGCAAAGAUAUACAAAUCAAAAGCUAUCCCGAGAGUUCGCUUCGGCUCUUUCAGAAUUUCAGGUUGUGCAGAGGCGGGCGAUGGAAAAGGAAAGAGCAUCCAAAGCUGCACUAGAAGAAGCAUCUUCUGCUCAGUCACCCGCGGGAGAAGGACAACAACAACUUCAAUCAUUGGAGGAGCCAAGACUGGCCCAACAGUCGGAAGUAGACUACCAAGAGAACCUGAUUAUCGAAAGAGAAGGGGAGAUUCGACAGAUUGAGCAAUCUGUAGGCGAGCUCAAUGAGCUAUUCCGAGACGUCGCCCAUAUUGUUCGCGAACAAGGCGAUAUGAUCGAUGCCAUUGAUGUCAAUGUGGAGAACACAUUGACGGAUACCCGAGGAGCUGAUGUUGAAUUGAGAAGUGCAAGUCGCUAUCAGAAAGCUGCACGGAACAAGGCUUGCUGCCUUUUGAUGAUCUUAGCUAUUGUCUUACUGAUUGUCAUUCUAGCGGUUGUACUCGGGUGA
Exophiala aquamarina CBS 119918 is the source of this 804-nucleotide messenger RNA. Its product is annotated as syntaxin 7. Lineage: Eukaryota; Fungi; Ascomycota; Eurotiomycetes; Chaetothyriales; Herpotrichiellaceae. Gene Ontology annotation, biological process: vesicle fusion; intracellular protein transport; Golgi to vacuole transport. The record is from RefSeq and is a predicted model, not a curated record. Gene Ontology annotation, molecular function: SNARE binding; SNAP receptor activity. Gene Ontology annotation, cellular component: membrane; endomembrane system; SNARE complex. The coding region runs from base 1 to 804 and encodes 267 amino acids. The transcript has 2 exons.